This is a messenger RNA of Gaeumannomyces tritici R3-111a-1, 1020 nucleotides long. RefSeq lists its product as hypothetical. Lineage: Eukaryota; Fungi; Ascomycota; Sordariomycetes; Magnaporthales; Magnaporthaceae. Bases 1 to 1020 code for a protein of 339 amino acids. The record is from RefSeq and is a predicted model, not a curated record. The transcript is spliced from 7 exons.
AUGGACUUUUUUUGGUUAUAUUUAAAAGUAGCAAUAAAUAAUUCGUAUUGUUUUUUUACCUACGCUUUUUAUUCCUUUAAAACUUUAAUAACCGUUGGUUCCUUUUUAUUUGGAAAUGGGCGCAUGGCCCUUUUUAUAAAGCGUUUGGAAACGACGGCUAUAACGUUAGCGGUAUUUUUUUGCGAUUUCGUAAAAUUCGAAAAUGGACGUUACGUAUGCGUAGCACGUUUGCGGCGUAAAAAUUCUUUAAUUGCAAAGGUUAAAACCGUAUUUUUUGGGAAAAAUUAUAACGUAAUUAAUAUAAAGAAAAAUUUUUUAAAUAAUUUCCAACGGUUUUUUUCCAAAGAUUUUUUUAAUUUUUUUGCACUUUUCGUUGUUUGGCUUAUUACGAAAGCGUUUAAAAUUGCCGGUAAGCACGUAAACGAGCUUUUAACAAUUUUCCGGUUUUUAAAAAUGGUUUUAAAUGCAAACCGGGCAUUCGUACGUUAUUGCGUUAUUUCGUUAAAUGCUUUUAACUUUUUCGUUUUUAUUUUUAAAUGCGCUUUUAAAAUUGCCCGUAGCUACUUUUUAACGGUAACGCUUUGCUUAAAAAGGGUUAAAGCGCUUUAUGUGCUUAAAAAAGUUAAGCAUAAGCGUAAAGCCUUGUACUUUAAAAACGUUUUUAAUUUUGGCUUAAAUAAAAAUCGCUUAAAAUUUCGGAAAUUACUAAUUAAUAUUUGUAAUGCUAGCGGCCUUUUUAAGCAUGUUGCGGUAUUUUUAAAAAAUUAUUUAAAUUUUUAUUAUGGAGCUUUUAAUUGCGCGUUUGCAAGCGCGAUAAGGUCCACGAAAAAAUUAAUCCAUUUAAAAAAGGUUGUAAUUUUUUUCGAAGCGGUUUUGCUCGCGGUAUCCUUUGCUUUAAGCGCUUUUUUAUGCUUGGUUUUAAAAUUACCUUUGCGCCGUAAAUUACGUAAGCCAUUGCUUUUAAUUUUUAAGCAACGUUAUUACGAAAAGGUUGUUAUUCGUGCUACUUAUAAUUGGUAA